GGUACAUAACGAGGGAAACAAAUCACCAACAUAACAAGAAUAGUGCCGUCGCCGGCCGCAGUCCGAGCACACCCCACCCACACGGGGAAACUAAAGACUACAAAUACAUCUGUGUGUUCUGCUGCAGGAGAAUGGCAUUGCUGUGGAGUCCGAUUGCUCUGACAUCAGUUCUCCUGAGUGCUCUCUGUGCCCCAUUUAUGAAAGAGGAGGAUGCAAAUCAGUUUAUACGCCUGAAAAGACAAGCACAAUACUCCCACGAUGGAUACUGGGACCCCACUCACUCUCAGAAUCAAUGGGGAUACACCAUCAGGGAACAGGCUAAUGAAUACUGGUCAUCUUUGAGAGCCAAUGCCCAGUACUACAUGGAUAUGGGCUCUUUGAUGUUCGACCCUUCCAUUGCCAGAGAGAACAAUAAGGCAUACAUGGACAUGCUGAGGGAGGCUGAUCGGUAUCUUCAAGAACAGGGGAGGAAGUGAAAACUGGAUUAGCCAGGAGGAGUCAAACUGGAUUGGCGCUUUAGGAGCAGUUGCCUGUCACAUCCAAACCAAUAGGUCAUGAACGCCAAUCAGAAGAGAGAAGCAGUCAGGGUUAUUCAUUGCAAGGUGUAGGAUGCAGUCACAGAACGCUGGUGCUGUGUUUCGUAGGGAAUUGGACAACGCUACAAACCAUUUCUAUUGCAUAUGCUUGUGAGGAGAAAAUAAAUCUG
Molecule: messenger RNA, 706 nt
Organism: Acipenser ruthenus (sterlet)
Lineage: Eukaryota; Metazoa; Chordata; Actinopteri; Acipenseriformes; Acipenseridae
Exons: 4
Coding region: 132-476 (114 amino acids)
Source: RefSeq, a predicted model, not a curated record